Molecule: messenger RNA, 438 nt
Organism: Mauremys mutica (yellowpond turtle)
Lineage: Eukaryota; Metazoa; Chordata; Testudines; Geoemydidae
Product: kinesin-like protein KIF21B
Exons: 3
Coding region: 1-438 (145 amino acids)
Molecular function (GO): protein binding
Source: RefSeq, a predicted model, not a curated record
AUGGGCGGUGCCAGGAGCACCCGGACGGCCCCAUUGCAGUGUAUCUCCGUGCUGGAGGGACGCUCCAAGCCCGUUCUCUGCGUGAACGGCACUGAUGAGCUGCUCUUCUCCAGAUCCAAAGACCAGAGCUGCAAAAUGUGGAACCUGGUGACGGGCCAGGAAAUCGCCUCGCUGAAGGGCCACCUCAACAAUGUGGUGUCCAUCAAGUACUGCAGCCACUCAGGGCUGGUGUUCACCAUCUCCACUUCCUACAUCAAGCUCUUCGGGUCAGGUGAUCUCCGGGGACGCCUGUGCCGGGACCAUGACCUGCACCAUCACCAGCGUGCAGGGCGAGCACUAGAUCAACCGAUCACGCUCAACCCCACCGGCAUCAUGCUCUACGCCGCUGCCAGGACCUCCGUCCGUAUCUGGGAACUCAACAGGUCUGGGCAGAGCUAG